Penicillium griseofulvum is the source of this 1788-nucleotide messenger RNA. RefSeq lists its product as uncharacterized. NCBI's taxonomy places the organism in Eukaryota, Fungi, Ascomycota, Eurotiomycetes, Eurotiales, Aspergillaceae. The record is from RefSeq and is a predicted model, not a curated record. The transcript has 3 exons. The coding region runs from base 1 to 1788 and encodes 595 amino acids.
AUGCUGCCAAAAAUCAAAUCUCUAUUUCGUCGAGGAUUUCAAGCCUUGAUUAAAUCUGCCGAGACCGUGCCUUUAGGCAACAAAGAGAACCUGCCCUCGGGAAACAAAGAAUCCUCGCCCUCGGGCAACAAAGAACACACAACCCAGUCCACUCCAAAGCUCAAGAACCUGGCCUACCCUGUUGAUGGGACACCCAUCAACAGGGUGCAUUUUCAAGUCCAUAAUAUCAACUUCCACGUCAACCUUUCCGAAAGUUCGGAAUCGAGAUCACCUCAGUCUUGGUUUAACGCAACUGGGGAUAACGACCUCGAGAUUCAAGGCUUUCCAUGUGAGGAAAAGACCAAGUGGACUUUUUGCGCAUCUUACUACAUUCCUCACUACGAACCAAACACUAUCAUCAAGCUACCUCCUACCUCUCCUGCCACGGUCCUGCCACAACCGGCGGUUGCAGCUACAAUCCUCGACCAUCCCACCGAGCUGACAAGCUCCUCAACACUGUACACUAUAUCUGACACAAUUUCCCAGAUUGAACAGGGUGCGAUGGCGACCUUGGUCCCAAAACGAGCCUUCCCCGCCGAUGACACAGAGCCUGAGCACCUGGCUAAGCGGGUUAAGGUCGAGCCGGAAGGCCCUACGACAAAAUGCGAGCCCGAGGAUACCGUCAGUGAGGACGAGAAAUGGGAUUCAGAUCCUCCCACCUCGCCCGAGUACAAAAUUCCUAAUUCAAGCGAUGACAGCGAUAUCAGCGACUCUCCUACCUCCCCAUGCGCGCAGCGAGCGAAGAGGGCUUCCUUGCCUCUCUCGGCCAAGAAAAGCCGUUCGGUUAAGCCCAAAGCCAAGAAGGCCAGGAAGAGGAGGAAAUCAGACUCGGAUAGGUCAAUGUCUGAACCAAGUGACCUCGACAACGAGAGCGACGAAGAGUACUUCAUUCCGACAGGAGAGCGCGAGGAGCUUUUAAACAAUAGGCUGACACGAGAACGGGCAAAGCGCCUACUUGACGCGGUGGAACUACCUCAAGGCCAUGACCUAUCACCAGACGAGCAGCGGACUGCCCAUCAACUCCUAACUCGUGGCUGCAUGCCAACCAUCCAUAGACACUGGGAGAAAGAUUUCUCUACCCUUCCUGAGUCGUUGUUCUUUUCUGGGGUAGAGGACGAAGCUAAACGUAACGAAUUUAAUUUCGUCCUUGGAAACGAUAAGUGCUCGGAAUUUUACGCGAUUCGUGCCUUUCAAGAACUUUUAAAGAUAUGUGGCAACGUGAGGGACUACUGCAAUAUCCUUGAUAUAGAUCCUGGAAUCUAUAUCAAGAAGUCAACAGAGAAAUACCUGCGCUGGGCAUUGAGCGAUGCUGGCGUCAGAAUCAAGCCGGACACAACCCCCGUGCAUGUCAUAUAUUGCAAACGUGAGGACGAAAUGUCAAAAGAAGCAUUUGACAAAGUUGCCACAACAUUAACGAAGCUGUCAGAUAGCUGGCAGAGCCAACUCACUGCACCCGAUGGUGAAGAAGCUUGGCCUGCACUGAUCGGGCUCGUUCUCUGUGGACCUGUUCUUUCUGUCAUCUCCCUGGACACCAAUCCCAAUCCGCAAACGUUAACACAAGGACUCAAGUUCCUUGGUCAUUUCGAUCUUGCGGAUUUUGAUAAUGAUGUCUGGAACACCCUAGCUGUUGCGAUCAUCGUUAUGCACAUUAGAAGGACCGUGAGCAAGCUCGCAAAGGCUUACGGUGACAAGUUUGUGGCCUCGACUUCUGAUGACUCUGCUGUGGAUUCCCUGGAUCUUGAUCGUUAA